Molecule: messenger RNA, 1842 nt
Organism: Gadus macrocephalus (Pacific cod)
Lineage: Eukaryota; Metazoa; Chordata; Actinopteri; Gadiformes; Gadidae
Gene: nt5dc3
Product: 5'-nucleotidase domain containing 3
Exons: 14
Molecular function (GO): 5'-nucleotidase activity
Source: RefSeq, a predicted model, not a curated record
GCGCACAGUUUCUGUAGUCAACACAGAAGAUCUGUCAGAGCUGCAUGUUAUGCUCCUCAUAUCUCUCUCACGAUAAUAACCCAAAUCAUAGACAACUAUGGCGUCCUUGUCAUUUUCGACCCUUUUAAAGACCCGAGACUAUCUGCAUAAGUAUAAUUUGUGCAGUGUUUUGUAUACGCAUGGGUUUGUGAAUCGGUCCUUCAGGGCUCGGUUAUCGAAACGGAAUUUCUGUACCAGGUUCCGUGGAGCCAGGCAUGUAUUGGCAAAACAAACCGAACCCCAAAACUACGCUUCAGUGAUGUAUGCCAGCUCUUCAAGCAGUGAAGAUAUCACUAAGGGUCUCUGGACUGUUUAUAAUGAAACCAAAAAGAAAACCGAAGACUCGAUCCCGGCUAUAUGCAAAAACUCUGUCAAUCCUGACACUAUUUUUGCCAACAACGAAAUGAGCCUCGGAGACAUAGAGAUUUAUGGGUUUGACUACGACUACACGCUGGCUUUCUACUCCAACCAACUCCACACUCUCAUCUUCAAUAUAGCCCGGGACCUCCUGAUCGCAGAGCAUAACUACCCCGAGGGCCUGCGAGACUACGAAUACGUCCCAGAUUUCGCUGUCAGGGGAUUACACUACGAUGUUCAAAAGGCCCUGUUGAUGAAGAUCGAUGCAUUUCACUACAUUCAGUUGGGAACUGUGUACAGGGGUCUUCACCCCGUACCGGACGAGGAGGUCACCGCCAUGUAUGACGGCCUCCAUGUUCCUCUGGAGAACAUGAGUGAUUUCUACGGCAAGUCACACGGCCACACCCUGAAGCAGUUCAUGGACAUCUUCUCCCUGCCGGAGAUGACGCUGCUGUCCUGCGUCAACGACUUCUUCAUGAGGCACAACAUCGACUACGAGCCGGUCCACCUGUAUAAAGACGUCAAGGCUGCCAUCAGAGAUGUCCAUGUCAAGGGCAUAAUGUACCGGGCUGUGGAAGCAGAUAUAGACCGAUACAUCUGCUACGGAGAGCAGAGCCACGCGGUGCUCAAGAAGCUGAAAGAGGACGGGAAGAAGAUGUUUCUCAUCACCAACAGCCCCUUGGACUUUGUGUGAGUCGGGAUGAACUUCAUCGUGGGAAAGGACUGGAGGGACCUGUUUGAUGUGGUCAUCGUGCAGGCAGACAAACCUGGGUUCUUUAACGACAGAAGAAAGCCGUUCAGGCGCGUGACAGAAACGGGUGUGCUGCUCUGGGACAGGAUACACAAGCUGGAGAAGGGACAGAUCUACAAACAGGGUAACCUGUACGAGUUCCUGAGGCUCACCGGGUGGAGGGGGUCCAAGGUGCUCUACUUUGGGGAUCACAUCUACAGCGACCUGGCUGACCUGACGCUGAGGCACGGCUGGCGGACCGGAGCCAUCAUACCCGAGCUGCGUCAGGAGAUCAAGAUCAUGAACACGGAGCAGUAUGUCCACAUGAUGAGCUGGGUGCAGGCGCUCACCGGCCUCAUAGAGACCAUGCAGGUGCACCGGGACCCAGCGUCCCACGCCGUGGUGCAGGAGUGGGUCCGCGAGAGGGACAACAUGAGAUCCCAGUCCAAGGAGAUCUUCAACUCCCAGUUCGGCAGCCUCUUCCGCACGUACCACAACCCCACCUACUUCUCCCGCCGCCUUUCCCGCUUCGCCGACAUCUACAUGCCCUCCGUCAGCUGCCUGCUGAACUACGACUUCCAGCACACCUUCUUCCCGCGCCGCACGCCCCUGCAGCACGAGGCCCCCUUCUGGCCCAACAUCCGGCCCACUGAUGGCCGGCUGGAGCAGGACUGAACCGUCCCCCGUCCCCCGUCCCCCGUCCCCCGUCCCCCGUC